UACCCGCGGUCAUACCAGAAUACCGAUUGUUCCAAGUAAGACCCGUGUGCGCUCGCCUGCCAUUUACGCGGAUAAAAAAAGGGACCUCUCGAAACUGAGGGAAGAUUGGCAGGUGUUGGGGGCGCGAGGCUGCUGACGGCGGGCGCUGGGCGAAGCGGGAGGCGGCCUGACGGAGCAGCGGGAGUCUGACCGAAGCCUGGCCAAGCCCACGGACUUCACCAGGGCUCCGGGAGCUUCGCCAGUAAGCCCUUCGUACAACCAGCGACUUGGGUGGGGAUUUCUGAAAGAUUUGGAGUGGCAAGGGGUGGACUAGCGCGCGACGGCGGCGACGGGACGGCCUCCGACGGGGCAGGAUUGAGCGGCGCCGGUGAUUGUGGCGGAUACUGCAGGAUUGCCCCGACUUGCCGCGACUUACGCCCUGAGCCCCACCUGAGCCGAAUUUACCGCGCCGGAAGCCGUGACUUGGGCGCCGCGGCCGAGGAGGAACAACACGCCAGUGAGCCAGGUCGCGUGGGGCCCCUCGGAGGGCGGCCCCGUCUGCAGGUUUGGUGGGAAGCGAGGCCCGCAUGUGAGCCGCCGUUGCCUUCGCCGCCGCCGCCGCCGCCCCUAGGAGACCCGCCACCAUGGAGGGCCUCACGUCCGGCCUCCAUGAUGGUCUCUCCCUGCAUGACCUUCAGCCGCCUUCACUCACCCACGACACCGCCCACACGCCCACUCACGCCCAUGAUCACACCCACGAUCCCACGCACGGUCUCGGCCAUCGCCACACUCCCGCCCACGACGCCCUACAUCAUCUGGAAGUCAGUCACGCCCACGACGCUGUCCACGGUCUGUCCCACGCCCACGCUUCCACCCACGGCACGCCCGCCUCACAUGCUGGCCUCGGCGCCCACCAGACGGGCGUAUCCUCAGCCCUGCGAGGUCCGCCGCCCCUCCAUCCCCUAACGCCCACUCCCUCUACGGUGCUGCCGCCCACGCCCACGGACAAGAAGCCGCCCAUUGUAGACGUGGGGGAGAAGCCGUCACAGUCGUGCUCGGCGGAGUCUGACGAUGACAAGAACAAGAAGAAGCGGCAGCGGCGCCAGAGGACUCACUUCACCUCGCAGCAACUGCAGGAGCUGGAGGCAACCUUCGCCCGGAACAGGUACCCGGACCUCAGCACGCGGGAGGAGAUCGCCCUGUGGCUCAACCUGAAGGAGGCACAAGUCAGGAUUUGGUUCAAGAAUCGGCGAGCCAAAUGGAGGAAGCGGGAGCGUCACGCCAUGACGGCCGGGAUGCCCGGGGACCUGAAGUGUGGGUGGGGCGCUCAGCUGAACGGGUUUGCAUGGCCUGACGACGGCCUGUACUCCGGCUAUUCGUCCUACAACAACUGGGCCCGCGUGACCCCGCCGCCCCUCAGCACGAAGAGCUUCGCCUGGGGCUUCAAUGGCGUCAACAUGAUGAGCCAGCAGCCGUCGGCCAUGUCGCCCAUCAACUGCUUCCAGACGCCCACGCAGGGCAUGAGCAGCUCCACCAACCUCAUGCCCACCACCAUGUCCUCGUCCUUAGGCUCCAGCGCCGCGCCCUGCCCCUACCCCGCCCCGACGCCGCCCUACGUCUACCGUGAUCAGACCUCCACCAUGUCCUCCUCCAUCGCCUCCCUCCGCCUCAAGGCCAAGUCACACUCCCCCGCCUUCUACGGUCCAGUGUCGCCCCGCCAGAACUCGCUCUCUGCCUGCCAGUACUCCAUGGGGGACCGCUCCACCGUCUAAGGCGGGGCAAGAUCGCACACCCUGCUUUGUUGUACAGUAAGACUGCAAGUGACGCGAGGACGCCGCGUGACAUGGGCGCCCGAGGACCCGAGUACUCCGGAUAUGCGGGCCUCAGCUUCGCCAGUGUCACGGAGUGUGUGGCAUCUCGAGCACGAGGCCAAGUGUGGAGGCGUGAGGGAAGCAUAAGUGUGUGUAAUUCACCACGGUGGUCUGCUGGUCCCCCGCCCAGUCGGUCCCCUACGGAAAGAGCUCAGAGCUCGUGUUGACCGAUCUUAGUAAUGCGUGUGUGUGCGUGUGGAAUGUGGUGGAGAUUUGAAGGCAAACUGAUGUGUCCAGGGUUAGGUGUCCCGGGCCGACAUCCUCAGACUUGUGCUACCAAGAGGGCCAGUGUCGUGUGCCAGCAGUUGCGCCCAAGCAUCAGUGCCCCGCGGUGCGAGGAAAGUGCGCAGAGUGCAAUAUCAGCCAACGGCGCCCGUCCAUAUGCUGAUGCAGGUUCGGCAUGGGCGCCAUGUGUGCCGUUCCCGCGUUGCAUCAAGCCAUGUCUCGGCGACGGGAGUAGCGGCGGGUGCAUGUGAGGCGAUGCUGAGCGGCAAAGGAAGACCACUAACCUUCCUUUCUAGCCACGAGACUGCCAGAAAGAGUCACCUGUCACUCGUUACAGCCACACCGAACUCCAUCGCCGUCGCUGCAGCAGGAGAAGGCUGCCAUCUGGUCACCGUCGUCUGGAGGUGUCAAGAGGCCGCUGGUGAGCCAAUGCGCUGCUGGUAGAGGCGAUAACAGCCCGGCAGAGGAAGAGCAGGGAGGGCGCGCACCUGGACCCAAACGGACCUGACGUAAGCUAAGCAAGUUUUCUGUAGCAGUUCAUCUCAGUGAGAGGAGAGAAAUGAUCUGUGUGGAUCUGUCGCCACUUGCUUCGCCCGUGUGUGGGAAUGUGUGGAGGAAGAGGGGCUGGGGCCUGAGGAGCGAAGGACGAGGCUGAAGGAGGCGAGGGCGUGGGAGGCCUACUGUUCGUUAUAAGCUUUCUAACAGUGUACAUAGUUUCCCUUUCUCGUAAACGCUGUGAGUGAUGCAAAGUCUUCCAAAACAGUUAGGUGUCAUUUCUCAAACACCAAAAAAGUAAAAAAUCCUUUAUUAUUAUUGUUAUCAAUAUUAUUAUUAUUAUUUUUAUUAUUAUCAUUAUUAUUAUCAUCAUCAUCUUUGUUAUUAUUUCAAACCAUUUCAUAUUAGAUAUACUUUUAAAUUUUGAUCAAUUUUCUUUUUCUUUAUUACAUUAUAGUCUUGUUUUCUUUUCCAUUGCUUAAGAACGUUGAGGUUUCCAUAGCAACAGAUAAAUAAUAAUAACACAUAGCUAGACAGGGAAAAUGAAAGGGAGUGUGUGUUUUAUAGUCAUCGAGCUAAACUAGAUUAUUAUUAUUAUUAUUAUUAUUAUUAUUAUUAUUAUUAUCAUUAUUAUUAUUAUUAUUACUAUUAUUAUUAUUAUUAUCUUAGAGAGGGUUGCGUCCUCAUCUGUACAGCUUCUCGUGUGUGUGUGUGUGUGUGUGUGUGUGUGUGUGUGUGUGUGUGUGUGUGACCUGUAUUCCUACUCAUUUCAAUACCAUGUAUAUGUAUGUAUAGUCUGGAUGCUUCGCUGUAUUUAUAUGUGGCCAUGUAUACUGGAGGAGGAGGAGGAGGAGGAGAAGGAAUAAGAAGAGGAGGAGGAGGAGGAGGAGAUGAUAGGAAGAGAAGGACUUCUUUUGUUCAGUAUAUUUAUUGUUGGUUUCAAAUCUUCAAAUGUACAGUGAAACAUGGAAUGAAUUAAAAGAAAAAAGAAAGGAUAUUAUUCAUUCAUUAUGAUUCAGAAUAUGAUUGGAAGUAUGGGUGAAUGUUUUGACAUUUCAUUCUCUUAUUCAUGUGAUGAGGAAUGAAUAAUGAGUGUUUCUUGUUUUCACUCUUCUUCUUCUUCUUCUUCUUCUUCUUCGUCUUCUUCUUCUCUACUUCUUCUUUUCCUCCUCCUCCUCCUCCUCCUGAUGUCUCUUAGGACAAAAAUGUUUUCUAUAAUUGAUGAAAACUGUGAGUAUUUUUGUACAUAGUUGGGGUUCACGUGUGUGUGUGUGUGUGUGUGUGUGUGUGUGUGUGUGUGUGUGUGUGUGUGUGCACCUAGUCCUUCCUUUAUCGUAUAUUUUAAGUCCUUUCAAAAUAAAGUCUAUGUCGUGAA
Portunus trituberculatus (swimming crab) is the source of this 3945-nucleotide messenger RNA. Its product is annotated as pituitary homeobox x-like. Bases 624 to 1751 code for a protein of 375 amino acids. Gene Ontology annotation, biological process: regulation of transcription by RNA polymerase II; anatomical structure morphogenesis. The record is from RefSeq and is a predicted model, not a curated record. Gene Ontology annotation, molecular function: RNA polymerase II cis-regulatory region sequence-specific DNA binding; DNA-binding transcription factor activity, RNA polymerase II-specific. Gene Ontology annotation, cellular component: nucleus. The transcript has 4 exons. NCBI's taxonomy places the organism in Eukaryota, Metazoa, Arthropoda, Malacostraca, Decapoda, Portunidae.